Ostertagia ostertagi is the source of this 348-nucleotide messenger RNA. NCBI's taxonomy places the organism in Eukaryota, Metazoa, Nematoda, Chromadorea, Rhabditida, Trichostrongylidae. The record is from the annotation of a GenBank genome assembly.
AUGCAGAUGACGCGCUUCAUCCCGGCCUAUCGCCUCCCCGACAAGGCGCUGGUCGACGAGGUGAUGACGAUGUGCGGCGAGAUCGGCGUCGAUAUCUACAAGCGACAGGAAGAACUGGCGGCGAUCCGCACCGACCGGCGCCCCGACCUGCCCCGCAUCAAGUGCCCGACCACCGUGGUCUGCGGCCGCGACGAUGCGGCGACACCCUUGUUCCUGUCGGAAGAGAUCGCCAAGGCCAUCCCGGUCGCCAGCCUCGUCGUGAUCGAGAAGUGCGGCCAUCUCGUCACGAUGGAGAAGCCGGAGGAGACGAACCUGAUCCUGAAGACGUGGCUGGAGCGAAGGGCUUAG